This is a messenger RNA of Strongyloides ratti, 456 nucleotides long. RefSeq lists its product as hypothetical. The record is from RefSeq and is a predicted model, not a curated record. Bases 1 to 456 code for a protein of 151 amino acids. The transcript is spliced from 2 exons. Lineage: Eukaryota; Metazoa; Nematoda; Chromadorea; Rhabditida; Strongyloididae.
AUGUCUAUAGAUGGUGAUUUGUCUGAAUUUCCUCAUCAUUUAAAUAAUCAGGAGCCACAAUCACCAGUAUAUUCUCAUCCAAAAAAUGCAUUCCAUUUAUCUUCACAUACCAAUUCAGGACAUGAAACACAAAUAUUGUUUCUUAUAAUUGCUACCGGUACAAUAAUUGUUCUUUUUAUUCUUAUAAUUAUUAUUUGUGUUAAAAAAAACAAGUAUCUUCAAAGUCAUAAUGAUCAACAUAAUGUUGAUUGUGAUAGUCCAAAUACAUUUACAUCAGAAGAAAUAAAGGAAGGUUCUUUAUCAAGAAAUAAAAAAGUGUCGGGUAAUGGUAAAAAAAAUGGAUUCUUUAGGGCAAAUGAAUUAAAAAAUGAUCAUAAUUUUACUGUACCAACGAUUGUAAUUACGACUGCAAGUUUAAAAAGAAAAAAUUACAAAGACGAGGAAUUUGAUUUUUAA